Diabrotica balteata is the source of this 1494-nucleotide messenger RNA. The record is from the annotation of a GenBank genome assembly. Lineage: Eukaryota; Metazoa; Arthropoda; Insecta; Coleoptera; Chrysomelidae.
AUGUCUAAACAUAACAAGAGAUACCUUCCUUUACACGAACUUAAGCAUCUGGCUAAAAAUCUUACCGAAAUAAGUGAUUGUGAAUUUGAUGACUCAGAUGCCGAUCCAUUAUACACUGAUAUUUCUGAUAGCAGUGAAUACUCUUUAGAUUGUAAACCACAAACAAAACGGCAGAAAGUGGAAACAUUUAAGCACAAUCAAAAUAUUUCUAGUAGAAAGUUUGAAUUCCAAGCAUAUGUUGACGUUAUUAACACAGCGGAUGCAUUUAAAUUGUCUAGAUUAAUUUGCACUCAAUUUUCCAGAGGAGUAUAUUCGAUGUUGGGAGCGGUUUCUCCUGAUUCGUUUGAUACGCUACAUUCCUAUAGUAAUACUUUUCAAAUGCCUUUUGUAACGCCUUGGUUUCCAGAAAAAGUAUUAGCCCCGUCUUCGGGAUUUAUGGACUAUGCUAUUUCAAUGCGACCUGAAUAUCAUAAGGCGAUAAUAGAUACGGUUAAGUAUUACGGAUGGAGGCAGAUUAUUUAUUUAUAUGAUUCUAAUGAUGGUCUCCUAAGGUUACAACAGAUAUACCAAGGAUUAACGCCAGGUAGUGAGAUUUUUCAAGUUACUACUGUACGAAGAAUAAACAAUGUUAGUGAAGCGUUAUCAUUUCUUAGAGGAAUAGAAGAACACACUCGAUGGACAAAUAAAUACGUGGUUCUAGAUUGCUCUACUGAGACUGCUAAAGAAAUUGUCGUUAACCAUGUGAGGGAUAUAUCUUUAGGAAGAAGAAAUUAUCAUUAUUUACUAUCAGGAUUGGUUAUGGACGAGAGAUGGGAAAGUGAAGUAGUGGAAUACGGAGCCAUCAAUAUUACGGGUUUUAGGAUAGUGGAUAGUUUUAAACCUUAUGUAAAAGAAUUUUUAGAAGGAUGGAAACGACUGGAUUCGGUUCAAUCUCCGGGUGCUGGUAAAGACAGUAUAUCUGCCCAAGCUGCUUUAAUGUACGAUGCCGUUUUUGUAUUGGUUGAAGCUUUUAACAAAGUUUUACGGAAAAAGCCAGAUCUGUUUAGAAACAAUGUAAGAAGAGGACUAAAUUACAAUGGUACAACAAAGGCUCUUGAUUGUAACGUAAAUGGCAACUGGGUAACACCGUGGGAACACGGAGAUAAGAUUUCGAGGUUUUUAAGAAAGGUAGAAAUUGAAGGAUUAACUGGAGAAAUUCGUUUCAGUGAAGAAGGUCGACGGCAAAAUUACACACUUCAUGUUGUAGAGAUGACAGUUAAUAGUGCAAUGGUAAAAGUAGCUGAAUGGAGUGAUCAAACUGGAUUUAACCCAGUUGCUGCAAAAUAUGUUAGACUGAAGGCAAACGCCCAUAUAGAGAGAAAUAAAACUUAUAUAGUUACAACAAUAUUGAAACGAGACACAGACCAAUUUUCUCAAUAUCUAGUACUGCUUGCAACUCGAUCUGAUGUUGUAACAGUCCAUUUGCGUUCCACGCCAUUAUUCGGAGGUCUUUAG